Messenger RNA from Ectocarpus siliculosus, 1638 nucleotides. NCBI's taxonomy places the organism in Eukaryota, Phaeophyceae, Ectocarpales, Ectocarpaceae. The record is from the annotation of a GenBank genome assembly.
AUGCGCUUGUCGGAGACAGCGGCGACGGCGGCGUUGUGCCUGGCGGGGGCCGGCAACGUCGCGGGUUUUCAGUCACCGUGGGUGGGGGGGCGAGCGGCGGGCGGGGCCGAGCAGCGGCAGCGAGGGGUAACAACAGCAACGGAGGCGCCGCAGAGCAGGCCGGGGAGGGCAGUGUCGUCGGUGUCUAUGGUGGCCAACAUGAACAAGACCAAGGGGAAGGGGAAUAAGGGAGACGAGCUACCCAACGUCAAGGUUUCGGCCAAGGACCGGCGAAUGGGUUCCAAGACUGAGGCGGACAAGAUGGACUCGGAGAGCUUCCCCAUUCUUGAGGACCUCGAGGAAGCCGAGGACACCAACAUCAAGGUGACCCCGAACGCGUGGAAGUGGCCGGCGCUUUGGCCCUACACCCCCGACUACUUCGACCGCCCGGACGAAUCGGAAGACGAGAAGACCUUCGCGACCGCCCGAAUGCAGCCCUGCCUGGAGGGGGCCCCCAAGGAGGCCCUGGUGGAGCACUACGCCCGGUUCCUCACGGAGGGCGCGGAGGUCCUAGAGAUCGGCGCAUCCGUGGCGUCGUACCUCCCGGAGGACUUGUCCUUCUCCAAGGUUGUCGGCGUCGGCAUGAACGACGAGGAAAUGAAGUCGAACCCUCGCCUCACGGACACCCUCGUGCAGAACCUCAACAGCAAGCCGGAGCUUCCUUACCCUGCCGAUUCGUUCGACUUCGUGCUGGUGCCGAACUCGAUGGAGUUCUUCACCGACCCCCGCCUCGUGAUGCGCGAGGUGUACCGCGUUCUCAAGCCCAAGGGGCUGUGCAUGAUCCCCUUCACCAGCCAGGGGGCGUACAAGGAGUACGAGAAGAAGCAGAUCAAGAUGUGGAAGACCAUGAACGACGCGCAGCACAUGUGGAUCAUCGGUUCCUUCUUCAAGUUCAGUGCCGACGCUGGGUGGGACGAUUUGAAGGGGUACGACAUGUCCACGGGGGAGAGCAACAUGCUGACCAAGUUUGUGGGUAACACCAACGAGCUCUUCGUCGUGCAGGCCAAGACGCAGGAGGAGAAGCAGGCCGCGCUGGCGCUCGUCGACCCGCUUGUGUCGGUGUACGACGUGCUCGCCGAGCUUCCGGUCGGCGUGCUCUUCGCGCCUUACAAGGCCAUCCUUGCGGAGGCCCUGGCCUCGUCGUGCUGGAUGGGCUCGGAGGAGCAGAUCGCGACUCUCAGAGAAGGGCUGGGGCUCACCCCCGCCGGGGACGAGUUCUGGGGACCCCUGGGGGAGGCGACGAAGUUCUUGCACCCGGAGGACAGGGUGCGGCUGCUGGUGGACUUCGUGAGGGCGUUCUCCGGCGAGGAGGAGAUGCGGCAGGCGCUCCUGGAGGUCAAGGAUGUGCUGGGACCGGUGUCCGAGACGCUCAAGGAGAAGCGGCCGCUGUGGAGCAAGCCGGACAACGAGCUCAUGACUACCGAGCUCAUCGUCACCGACUUCAUUGGUGACACGAAGGAGGGGCGCGAAGGGUUCUUGGAGUGGCUGAGAGGAGUGGACUCUCUCCAGCUGGAGGUGUGGGCGGACGAGCGCAAAAACUUCAAGGUCAAAGCCAAGGAGGAGAUGGAGUCUGGCGGGCGUCGAACAGCGGCGAUCUAG